This is a messenger RNA of Lathyrus sativus (Indian pea), 1872 nucleotides long. The record is from the annotation of a GenBank genome assembly. Lineage: Eukaryota; Viridiplantae; Streptophyta; Magnoliopsida; Fabales; Fabaceae.
AUGGCUCCCACGCCAGUUGCAACCGCCGAAUCGUCGGUACAUCCCGUCGAACACUCUCCUUCCUCCUCCGUCGAUCGUUACGAUUCAUCCGAUUCCUUGCCUAACUUUUUCGGUGACGCCGAAAUUCAGUUGCAGUCUCCGGAUGUUUUGAAGAGUGAAGAGUAUCGUCAAUUGUUUCAUCUUCCACAGGAAGAAGUCCUAAUCGAAGAUUUUAACUGUGCUCUCCAGGAAAACAUCCUUAUUCAGGGUCAUAUGUACCUAUUCGUCAAUUACAUUUGUUUCUACUCAAACAUUUUUGGAUUCGAGACAAAGAGAAUUAUCCCUCUCCCUGAAAUCACAGGCGUACGGAGGGCAAAGACAGCUGGGAUAUUUCCCAAUGCCAUUGAGAUUCUUUCCGGAAGCAAGAAGCACUUCUUUGCAUCGUUUCUAUCCCGUGAUGAAGCUUUUAAGAUUAUUAACGAGGGAUGGUUGCGACAGGGAAACGAUGCCAGAGUAAUAAUGGAACAGCAGGAAUCCCAAUCGGAGUCCAACGGCCAAGAGGUUGGAUUCGUAAAUGUUGAAAAUGUCAAAAGUUCUGAUAUACUUGACAAUGAGGCACUUUCUACUGACCCGAGCCAAGGUACUUCUAUUUGCAAAGAUGUGGGAGUUCCAUCCAUUGUUGGAGAAGGCCCUAUAUUGAUGGAUGUUCCAGAGAAGCAAUUCAGUGUUGAAGUUGCUGAGUCUGAAUUGAAUAAUAAUAAUCCCCCUAGAGUGAGUUGGAGCUGGAAUGAGGAGGAUCUUGAUGCUCCGACAACCCCAGAAGCUUAUACGUGUGUUGCAGAAUCAAUAUUUCCGAUAAAGGUUGAAGACUUCUUUAGGUACUUUUUCUCGGAUGAUGCUGUAAAUUUUCUUGAGUCUUUCCGUGAAAGAUGCGGCGAUAAAGAUUUUAAGUGUGCUUCAUGGCAUCCUCAAGAGAAAUUUGGGUAUUCCCGUGAUCUGUCAUUUCAACAUCCAAUAAAAAUUUAUCUUGGAGCAAAAUUGGGUGGCUGCCAUGAGGUACAGAAAUAUCGAGUUUAUAGGAACAGUCAUUUGGUUAUACAAACAUCGCAAGAAGUCAGUGACGUACCUUAUGCAGAUUAUUUUCAAGUUGAGGGGCUGUGGAGUGUAGAGAGAGACAAAGAUGAAUCAAAAGAACGCUGCAUUUUACGGGUAUAUGUGAAUGUGGAAUUUUCCAAGAAAACUAUCUGGAGAGGCAAAAUAGUACAAUCAACAGUUGAUGAAUGUAGAGAUGCUUAUGCGACAUGGAUGAACAUGGCACACGAGUUCUUGAAACAGAAGAACCUUGAAAAACAAGAAAAUGGUCCCAUUGCUGCUGUAGCUCAAAAUGGAAAAAUGAAUUUUGACAGAGAAGCAAAGACAGGAGAAUCUUCAGAAGGACCACAGGAUCAAAGUACUCCUACAAGGAGACAAACUACAUCCAAUGUCAUUGACGCUAUUCACAAUGUUAGUUCUCAAUUGCAAGGAAACUUCAUUGACACGUCGUCUGUUCCAUCUUUGUUCAAAGAGUUUGCGACAAAGAUUAGGUCAUCUUUGAAAAGUCAGAGCAAUCUUUCACUGCUCCUAGUUGCCAUUUUUGCGCUGAUUUUCGUCAUGCAGCAGUUUAGCAUACUUGUGCUCUUGUCCAGACCUCAACAUAUACAUAUGAAUCCUCCUGUAGACUUUAUGAAUAAGAUGGACAGUGGAGUAACUAGAAGUUCUUCAGACAUAGCAUGGCUAGAGAAAAGAGUUCAUCACCUUAAAGAUGAGAUGUAUAUGGUUGAGACUAGGCUUGAAAGAAUGCGGUAUGAACACGCACUCUUAAAAAAGCAAAUAAAUGAUCUUGAACAUAAAUAG